This is a messenger RNA of Bacillus rossius redtenbacheri, 1050 nucleotides long. RefSeq names its product nuclear receptor subfamily 2 group E member 1 (gene tll). The record is from RefSeq and is a predicted model, not a curated record. Gene Ontology annotation, molecular function: nuclear receptor activity; zinc ion binding; RNA polymerase II cis-regulatory region sequence-specific DNA binding. NCBI's taxonomy places the organism in Eukaryota, Metazoa, Arthropoda, Insecta, Phasmatodea, Bacillidae. Bases 1 to 1050 code for a protein of 349 amino acids. The transcript is spliced from 7 exons. Gene Ontology annotation, biological process: positive regulation of transcription by RNA polymerase II; cell differentiation; anatomical structure development.
AUGCAGGCCGGUCGCAUCCUGUACGACGUGCCGUGCCGUGUUUCAGGUCGCAUCCUGUACGACGUGCCGUGCCGAGUGUGCCAGGACCACUCCUCGGGGAAGCACUACGGCAUAUUCGCCUGUGACGGGUGUGCUGGCUUCUUCAAGCGGUCGAUCCGCCGCGCGCGGCAGUAUGUCUGCAAGGCGAAGAGCGCGGGGCGCUGUGUGGUCGACAAGACUCACAGGAACCAGUGCCGCGCCUGUCGCCUCAACAAGUGCAUCGAGGCGGGCAUGAACAAGGACGCGGUGCAGCACGAGCGCGGUCCUCGCAGCUCCACGUUGCGGCGCCAGAUGGCGCUGUACCUGAAGGAGGCCGGCUCGUCUUCCCCGCACAGAGACUCCGACCAGGCGCCCCUGCUGGGCAUGGUCGCGCCCAAGGCAGCGUCCUACCGUCCUGUGCUGCCCUUGCCGCUGGCUGCUCCGCCGCCCAGCGCAGAGGCGGUGUGCGAGUCUGCUGCCAGGCUGCUCUUCAUGAACGUGCAGUGGGCCAAGAGUGUGCCAGCCUUCACGGCCCUCGCCCUGCACGACCAGCUGAUGCUGCUGGAGACCAGCUGGAGAGAGCUGUUCGUGCUGGGGGCGGCGCAGUUCCUGCCCCCGCUGGACCUGGGGGCGGUGCUGACGGCCUGCGGUACGCUGCACGCCCGCCCCCCGCUGCUGCGCGAGGUGCAGCUCUUCCAGGAGAAGCUGGACGACAUCCGCCGCAUGCUGGUGGACCCGCACGAGUUCGCCUGCCUGCGCGCCAUCGCGCUCUUCAGCACGGCCGGCGGCGACAGCCUGCAGGACCCCGCGGCUGUGGUGGCUCUGCAGGACCACACACAGCUCACCCUCAACAAGUACAUCAGCACCGCCUACCCCGCGCAGCCCUUCCGCUUCGGCAAGCUGCUGCUGCUGCUGCCCUCGCUGCAGCUGGUGUCCAGCCACACCAUCGAGGAGCUGUUCUUCCGGCGCACCAUCGGCCACAUCCCCAUCCAGCGGAUCAUCAGCGACAUGUACAAGACCAGCGACCUGUGA